AACGCAGACAUGGCAUUUCUCCAACUCAACGCCUUGAGCAAACGCUACGGCGCCGUCGACGCCGUGGUCGCCACCGACCUGGCCGUGGAAAAAGGCGAGUUCGUUUCCCUGCUCGGCCCUUCGGGCUGUGGCAAGACCACUACCCUGCAAAUGAUUGCCGGCUUCGUCGAGGUGACCAGCGGCCAGAUCCUGCUGGAUGGGCGCGACAUCACCCACGCCAAGCCCGCCAGCCGUGGCCUGGGCGUGGUGUUCCAGAGCUACGCGCUGUUCCCGCACAUGAGCGUGCGCGACAACGUCGCCUUCGGCCUGAAGAUGCGCAAAGUGCCCGCCGCCGAGAUCGCCAGCAAGGUCAAGACCGUGCUCGACCUGGUGCGCCUGGCUCCCCACGCCGAGCGUUACCCCCGUGAGCUGUCCGGCGGCCAGCGCCAACGCGUGGCCCUGGCGCGCGCCUUGGUGAUCGAACCGCCGGUGCUGCUGCUGGAUGAGCCGCUGUCCAACCUAGACGCCAACCUGCGCGAAGAGAUGCAGUUCGAGAUCCGCCGCAUCCAGUGCGCGGUGGGCAUCACCACGCUGAUGGUCACCCACGACCAGGCCGAAGCGCUGUCCAUCAGCGACCGCGUGGUGGUGAUGGAGGCCGGCCGCGUGACCCAGAUCGACGCGCCCUACACCCUCUACGAACACCCGCGCACACGCUUUAUUUCUGACUUCGUAGGCAAGGCCAACCUGUGAUGCCGGGGGUGCUGUCCGGCACC
Closterium sp. NIES-67 is the source of this 752-nucleotide messenger RNA. Lineage: Eukaryota; Viridiplantae; Streptophyta; Zygnematophyceae; Desmidiales; Closteriaceae. The record is from the annotation of a GenBank genome assembly.